Molecule: messenger RNA, 1035 nt
Organism: Candida dubliniensis CD36
Lineage: Eukaryota; Fungi; Ascomycota; Pichiomycetes; Serinales; Debaryomycetaceae
Gene: ATS1
Product: Ats1p
Exons: 1
Coding region: 1-1035 (344 amino acids)
Source: RefSeq, a predicted model, not a curated record
AUGUAUAGUUCAGGAUCAGAAAUGUAUCAGCUACUAGCAUGUGGAUCGAAUGGGAACUACCAAUUAGGAAUAAACAGCGAUGAAGAUCAGGAUUCUUUGAAAGCAGCAUUCUUUAAUAUAGACGGCAAAAUAACUUCAGAUGUCCCUGGAAAGCCAGUAAAAAUAGCUGGCGGAGGAAAUCAUACAUUAGUAAUUCUAGACACUGGCGAAGUUUUCAGUUGUGGAAACAAUGAAUUUGGUCAAUGUGGACUCCCUAGAGCUAAGAGCUUGAGUAUUUUUCAAAAAAUACCAGGAGAUGACUGGCUCGAUAUUUCGUGUGGGUGGGAGUUUUCGAUUUUGGUGAAACAAAAUGGACAGGUGUAUGCAUGCGGAAGAGGACUAAAAGGCGAGUUAGGGCUUGGGAAAGAAAGAUUAGAAAGUGAACUUACUUAUUCCGCCACUGUUGACGGGUUCAAGAAAAUAGAAUCUUGCAUGCAGCACACAAUUAUUCAGACAACCAGUAGUCUAGUAGGUUGGGGUAACAGCAGAAAGGGACAGUUGGGCGAAACCGAAGACAAGAUAAUGUGGACCCCAACAACCUUGCGAUUUGGUGUGGGGUGUAUAGAUUUCAGUCUAGGGAGGGAGUUUACCGCAAUACAGACAGGCAAAAACAGUAUAGAGAUAUUUGGCAAGUUGUCAAUCAAAAAUAUUCCCGAGUCCAUAGGAGUGGCCAGAGUUGAAGCCAUGUGGUCUUCCGUUCAUGUACUAUUGGAGUCAAACGUGGUCCGGUCAUUUGGCAACAAUAGUCACGAUCAAUUGUUUCCAGACGAUUCGAGUGUUGCAGUUGAAGAAUAUGCCAUUGGCAGUGAACAUGGGUUGGUUAAAUCGGGAAACAUAGUUUAUGCCUGGGGGUGGUCUGAGCACGGGAAUUGUGGGACAUCAAAUGUUUCUGAUAAAGUGACGUUCGGUUAUCUUAACAAGUUGUACACUGGGUCUGCAAAAGUAGUACUUAUUGGCGCUGGCUGUGCCACAAGUUGGGUUAUGGUUGAGAAAUAG